GUAAUUCUGCACCUUUGGUUUUGUACAGGAAGAGAGAACGAGGUUGCAAAAACGAGACGAACUGAACAGUCAAACAAGCAUAGGCUUCAAGGUGCUUCUCUUUUAUUGCCAAACGUACGGCAGCAGAUUUGAAUAAGAUCAUUGUCAGGCGUCACAGGAUGCCCAGCAAACGUCCGGCCGCAGCGUGUGAAUCGCUUGGUAGGCCACGUUCACUGAAACAGACCAAGUUGAACUUCUUUCCUUCCACAUCCACUCCAAAACCACAGCCAAAGAAGCCGAUGUCUGUAGUAGAGCGUCACCAAGGAAGCCCGACCGCUACAGAGGACAGAGGUAGCAGGGCGGUCCCAGAAGGGCAGCAACGAGGAUCAGACCAAACCGAACAGAGCAUCACCGCUAAGAAACCCUCGAUGAGCCCUUCUGAGCCCACUGAAUCCGGGUCAAGUCGCACCCCAAUCCCCAAAUCAGCCAAGUCACAAGUCCCGCCGCCGCCGGCGGCGGCGGCAGCAGCAGCAGCAGGAACAGGAGCAACGAACAUCACGCUCGCUCCAGACCCGUCACCGCCCACCGCCCGGAUCCGCAUCGCCGACCGGAUCGGCGACCUGUUCGCGGCGCCGCCCAACAGCGUCCUCAUCCACGCCUGCAACACGGUCGGCUCCUGGGGCGGCGGCAUCGCGCUGGCCUUCCGCAGCCGCUACCCGGACGCCUUCAAGGUCUACCGCGCUCACUGCGCCCGCUCGAUCCCCGACCAGCUGGUCGGCACCGCGCUGCUCAUCCGCCCCCCUGCUGCUGCUACUGCUGGUGGUGCAACGGGAGGUUCGCGGGGGAUGGGGCACUACAUCGGCUGUUUGUUCACCAGUCGGGGCUACGGCAGGUCGCGAGAUCCGCCCGAGAGCAUCCUGGGCGCCACCGGACCGGCCAUGAGGCAUUUGAUGAGGCUGAUUGCGGAGGAAGAGGAGAGGACAGGGGCGCAGAUUGGGGAGGUGAGGAUGUGUAGGAUCAAUUCGGGAUUGUUUGCUGUACCUUGGGACAGGACAAAGAGGGUGGUGGAGGAAUUGGAGUUGGCGGAGGGAGAGGUGCCGGGGAAUGCUGAGGGGGGUGUUGUGGAGAUUGUCGCUUGGGAGAGGGAAUGAGCGUGGACUUUGCGAAGCGUACAUGUAUCGUACAGAUACCCGGUCAUGUUGAUGCUGGCGUAAGGGAGGCGUUUGGGGCGGGCGGACCAGGGCUUUAAUAAUA
Thermothelomyces thermophilus ATCC 42464 is the source of this 1233-nucleotide messenger RNA. RefSeq lists its product as uncharacterized. Bases 279 to 1130 code for a protein of 283 amino acids. Lineage: Eukaryota; Fungi; Ascomycota; Sordariomycetes; Sordariales; Chaetomiaceae. Gene Ontology annotation, biological process: peptidyl-glutamate ADP-deribosylation. The record is from RefSeq and is a predicted model, not a curated record. The transcript has a single exon.